AUCAUCUAUUGGUUCGACAACGCCCCGCCCCCAGGAAGUGAAACAGACGCGGGAGAAGAAACGCGCGUGCUUCGUGUUGUGCAACAGUAUUACGUCUGUAAUCGCAAAGCUGCAUGCUUUUUUAUUUAUAAUUUUAUAAACAUUUAAUCGGACUAAAAUUGAUCGGAACCAUGUGCACAACGGUUUGUUUUUAUAUUUAGUAUAGGUUUUGAGAGCAAAGUUAUGCAGUGAUUACGUGACUCUUCACGUCGUUUAUAAAUAAAGUUAACUUGUAGAUCCGUUGCCAUGAGCAGGUUGAGAUCUGCUAUGCAGAGGGGGAAAAGUGUGGUUUUGGAGAAUACCGAGGUGAUAAAGUCCAGCAAUACAAAGAAAUCAAAGCUACCGUUAAAGAAGAGGAACCAUCUGUAUUAGAAUCAUCAUCAUAUCACUUUUUCAAUGAUCCAUCUGAAAUUUCUGCAUACCGAUCACAACUAUUACACUGGUAUGAUCACAACAAACGAGACCUACCCUGGAGGACAGUGGCUAUGACAGAACCAGAUGUUAAUAUCAGGACAUAUGCAGUGUGGGUCUCAGAAAUCAUGUUACAACAGACACAAGUUGCCACUGUGAUAGACUACUAUAACAGGUGGAUGAAGAGAUGGCCGACUGUGGAAAAACUUGCUGCAGCUACAUUGGAGGAAGUAAACCAAAUGUGGGCGGGUCUUGGAUAUUACUCUCGGGGCCGUAGGCUUCAUGAAGGAGCUAAAAAAGUAGUAUCAGAGCUGGAUGGACAGAUGCCGAGGACCACAGAGGGACUUUUAAAACUUCUGCCUGGGGUUGGACGUUACACAGCAGGGGCAAUUGGCUCUAUAGCACUUGGACAGGUCACAGGUGCAGUUGAUGGGAAUGUCAUUCGAGUUCUGUGCCGUGUUCGGGCCAUAGGAGCAGAGAGCACCGGUCCUUCUGUGACAGAGGCCUUGUGGAAAAUUGCAGACACACUUGUGGACCUAGAGAGACCUGGGGAUUUUAAUCAAGCCAUGAUGGAACUAGGGGCUAAAGUUUGCACCCCGAAAUCUCCGCUUUGCAGCCAGUGUCCCAUUCAGACCAACUGCCAUGCCUUUAGAAAGGUGAGCAUUAAACAAGAGAAGGACUCCAAAACACUUCAAAAACUCACGUCAAAACUCAACACCUCAGUUCCUGACAUAGAAAAUUGUUUGACUGCUGGCAGUUGUAAUUUGUGUCUGUCUGAGGACUGGGACUCCCAACUGGGGGUGCAGAAUUAUCCAAGAAAGCCUGUCAAAAAGCCUUCACGUGUGGAGAAAACUUUAACCUGUAUAGUACAACAUCAGAAAGGAGAAGAGACUGAAUAUCUGCUCACUCAAAGACCAAGCAAAGGACUCUUGGCAGGCAUGUGGGAGCUACCCAGCAUGAUCUUGGACGCCGAACUCUCUGAAAACAAACAAAGAGGUUUGUUAUGUACCAUGAUGCAAAGAUUUUUGGAAACAUCACUAGACAGAGACUCGUUUCAGUUUGUUGGAGAGGUGGUUCAUAUUUUUUCCCACAUCCAUCAAACCUAUAUUGUGUUUUCCGUGUGUGUAUCCGACUGCUCGGAGAGAGAACAGGAGCAGAAAACAUGCUGGCUCACUAAAUCUGACCUGCAGGGGGCAGCAGUAUCCACUGGGCUUAAAAAGAUUAUGAAGCUCUAUGAAUCCUCAACCAAAGUAAACAGCAGGGAUAUAAAGAGAAAACUCACCCCUGGGAAAGAGAAACAGUCUAACAAAAUAAAAAAGUUUAAGGAUGGUGCUAUUAAUGGAGGACCCAAACAACUCAGCCUCAGUCAAUUCUUCUCUACCUCAAAGACAGAAGCCAAAAUUGAUACCCAAAACACUUGACUAAAACUGGUUUAUGUAUUAAGUUCUUGUGGCGUUACAUUUUAUUUUUAUAUGUGGUCAUGAUGUAUAUUUAAUAUAGUGUGUUAGAAUCUGUUUUUUUAAUAAUAUGUUUUUUUAUU
Molecule: messenger RNA, 1990 nt
Organism: Misgurnus anguillicaudatus (oriental weatherfish)
Lineage: Eukaryota; Metazoa; Chordata; Actinopteri; Cypriniformes; Cobitidae
Source: RefSeq, a predicted model, not a curated record